Molecule: messenger RNA, 1081 nt
Organism: Trifolium pratense (red clover)
Lineage: Eukaryota; Viridiplantae; Streptophyta; Magnoliopsida; Fabales; Fabaceae
Product: metalloendoproteinase 5-MMP-like
Exons: 2
Coding region: 108-890 (260 amino acids)
Biological process (GO): collagen catabolic process; extracellular matrix organization
Molecular function (GO): metalloendopeptidase activity
Source: RefSeq, a predicted model, not a curated record
ACAAACACAAGGUAUAUGACAAAUUUCGAAGUUGUAUAUAAAGGACCAACCUUAACUCACAUUUCUCAAAUACCAAACAGCAUUAUCACAAUUAGUACUAAUUAACAAUGAAAAUGAGAACCCAAAAAACCCUUACAUACCUCUUGUUACUAUCUUUUCUAUUUGCACAAAUCUCUGAAUCCGCCUUUCUUUCUAAGCUUCUUUCUCCUGAUGCCUUAAAUGGUUUUCUCAAGAACAAUAAAUUUCCAUUAGCUGAAAUAAGAAAGAAAUACGAUUCCUUUCUUAAAAUACCAAGAAAAUCAGAUGGGCGCAGCAUUGAUUUUACUAAGCUGAAUAAAAAUGGCGAGAAAAUUAGAGCGCGUUUGGAGAAAACCCAAGAGCGUUUGGAGCAAGCCCAAGACGUCUACGAUGCCAUACAAAAUUUACAAAACUACGGCUUCUUAAACACUUCCUUAUUGCAAUCAAAUCCCCCAGAUAAAUUGGAAAUUACUGAUCUACAAUCUGCAAUGAGCAGAAUUCAGGAAAAUUUCAAUCUCACUAAAGGAAAGUUCGAUCAAGAUACAAUUAAUAUCAUUUCAAAGCCACGUUGUGAUUUUCCUGACAAAAUCAAUGGAACCAACACAUUAACAAAAUUAAUCAACAAACAAAUAUCGCUUAGACCGUGGUGGAGGAAUGAGAAGAAAAACAUCUUAACAUAUGCUUUUGGCAAUAAUGUUCCACCAAAAGUCCAGAAUUUGUUUCGAUUAACGUUUAUGAAAAGUUGGUCGAACAAGUUGAUGAUCAACUUCAUAGAGACGAAAUCGUUUAAGGAUUCGGAUAUUCUUAUAGCGUAUGUUAAGGUUGAUGCAAAAGGUGGAGUGGUGGGGAGUUGGAAAUGUAUAUUUGGAUAGAGAGGAGCAGUGGUCGUUGUCGAGCGAGAGAAUGAUGCGAAAGUCAUGAAUAACAUUAUGGAAUAAAAGUUACUUCAUAAAUCUAUCGUGCAUAAGUGAAACAAGUCUUUUACAAUGCACAAAUUUAUUUUAAUAAUCAAUAAUUGUUGUGUGUAAUAAUAAGUAAGAAUGUAAAAUGAUUUUAUUUUUCA